This is a messenger RNA of Closterium sp. Yama58-4, 2535 nucleotides long. The record is from the annotation of a GenBank genome assembly. NCBI's taxonomy places the organism in Eukaryota, Viridiplantae, Streptophyta, Zygnematophyceae, Desmidiales, Closteriaceae.
AUGGGCGCCGCGGCGGGAUGCGAUGGCGGCGAGCGGGCGGGCGGGGGAGAGGCGAGGAGCGAGAGCGAUGGCGGCGGCGAGGGCGAGAGGUGGUGCGGGAUCUGCCUGGACGACGUGGGGGCGCGCGCGCUGCAGCAGGGCGCGCUGGACUGCUGCGACCACCUCUUCUGCUUCCCCUGCAUCCUCAAGUGGUCGCAGGUACCCGCUCCCGCGCGCCAUUGCGCCUACCUGCGCAUAUCCCGUUCGUUUUCGCGCAUCGCGUCACACCACCGCGACUCCGUCACUCGUUGCAUCGCGUCUCGCUCAAGAACAGUGGACACUGAAGCCGAUGCUGAGCUGGCAGCGGAGCUGGCAUCAGCUGACCUGGCAGCGGCAGCGGCAGGUGGAGCGUUGGAGCCGUACAGCGAUGCGGGGUGCAUGGAGUGCGGCGGCAGCAGCGACGAGCGGCUGUUGCUGCUGUGCGACCGCUGUGACGGCGCGGCGCACACGUACUGCGUGGGGCUGGGCUCCUCCGUGCCGCGCGGCGACUGGCUCUGCCCCCCCUGCGUCUCCGCCCUCGCCCGCUUGCUCGCAGGCGACGCACAGCACGGCGCGCAGGGGGCGCAGGGGGGCGAGGGGGCAGCGGUGCCAGGGAGGGGAGGAAGGGCGGUGAGCAGGGAGCGAGGUGGGGGAAUGGGGUUGGGCGGGGGAGGAGGAGUGGGAAGCUCUGUGGUGGCAGAUAGCGAUGAAGGCAGUGGGUGGGAGGACGAUGAGGAUGUGGAAGAUGGGGGAGGCGAGUACGCGAGUGAGGAGGAUGAGGAUGAGGAUGAGGCAGGGGUGGCGGCCAGGCAGAGGCAGCAGGUGGCGCAGCUGAGGAGCAACAACCGGUGGUCGGUUGCAGGGGCAGGGGCAGGGGUGCGGAGUCAGCAGGCCAGCAGCAGCGCUGGCAGCUAUGGUGGGCUUGCUGCUGCUGCUGCCACCGCUGUCCCUGCUGCUGCUGCUGGUGGUGGCGGCGGUCCCAUGCGUGUGUCCCCGCCAUCCAUCCACGACAUUGUCAGCCCCGCUCUGCCAUCGUCUCCUGCUGGCCGCCAUGCUGCCUUGCACGCCAGCGCGCACAGCAGGGGGGGCGUGGGGAAUGCGAGUGCGGUGGGAGGGAGGGCGAGCGGAGCGGAGGAGGAUGAGAGGGCGUGGCGGCAGUUUGAGAGGGCGCGCAUGGCUGCUGCUGCCCUGGGCCGUGGCGCUGCUGCCAGCCUCACCAGGAGUGCAGCACGCGGUGGUGCGAUGGUAGAGGGAGGCAGAGGGGCAGGGUUGGUGGGUGGUGGAGCGAGAGGGUUGAGGGGCGGCAUGGCAGGGAGGGCGCCCGCUGCAUUAGUGCCGUUACGUGGUGCGGCGGUGGUUCAUGGCAGCAGUGGCAGCAGGAGUGGCAGGGAUGGCGAUUCCACGGCAUCACUAUGCGCAUCCACGUCAGCAGCAUCAGGCGGCAGCAGCCUUGUGUCAUCUGCCCUGCUCGCUGCCUCGCGUGCCCUGGCGGCCAAGCAGGCAGCAGCAUCAGCUGCCACCUCCUCCUCGCUACCUCCCAUGCCCUCCCUCUCCUCCCUCUCCACGCCUUCUGUGCCCUCGCUCCCGCCCGCCCCUCUUUGCCCUGCGCGCCCCCCAACAAUGCCACGUGGUGCGGCUUGUGAGAGGAGGGCGCUGCAGGUGAACGGCAGUGACGCGGGGCGAUGCAUGCGCACGGGGAGAGGCAAUGGGACAAGAGAAGAGGGGCGGGACAGUGGCGAGGGGACGUAUGUGAGAGUGGGAGAGUUGGGGCGGAAGGUAAAGGCUGAGACGGGGGUUGAGGAAGGGGAGAGAGGGUGUGGGAUGUUGAGCAGUGGGGAGAAGGUGGCACAGGGAGGGGGCGAGUGGAGAGGUGUGAAAGUGGAGUGCUGUGCUGGUGAUGAUGCGGCUGACCGUUGUGGGUCAGGGCGCAAGGUGGCGCAAGGACCGAGCACAGGCAAGGCUGAUGACGCUGCUGGUAGUGCCGAGGAGGAGAGGAGCGCAUGGGCGAGAGGUGAGGAGGGGUAUGGCGUGCGGAGCUGCAGGGCAACUGGGAACACGGAUGGAGGCAGCAGCAGCUUGGUGCCGUUGGGGCGAGCAGACCGUGGCAGUGGCGAGGAUGCAGUGAGAGGCGCAACCAAGGGAGGAACGAAUGACAUGAGUGCGAGUGGUGAGAGCAAGGGUGGUGGAGGUGGGAGGGGCGAUGGGGAGGUGAAACCAGAGAGGGGCACUGGGAGCAGGAGCAGCGAGGGGGCAAGGGAGGAGAGGGAGGCGGUGGUGCGUGCAGUGAAGCGAUAUCUGCAUCCCCUCUAUACAAACAAAACGAUAGGCCGUGAGCAGUUCAAGCACGUGGCACGCGCCGCCACGCACCUCUUCUGGGACCGCAUGGGCGCUGCACCACCGGCGCUCGCAGCAUCUCCCUCUCUGUUUCGUGUUGAUACGGACCAAAUGCUUAGAUUCAAUGCUUGGAUUGGUUGGGUGGGUAUUUUGAAAAUUCCUUUUGAAUGGUCUUACCGCUAG